This is a messenger RNA of Effrenium voratum, 2505 nucleotides long. The record is from the annotation of a GenBank genome assembly. NCBI's taxonomy places the organism in Eukaryota, Dinophyceae, Suessiales, Symbiodiniaceae.
AUGCGACCUUUGUUCAACGCAUUGCGAAGGUACCUGCGGGACUUAAGCUUUCAGGACAUCCAGGCCUUGGGGCUCGCCGAAGACCUUGGCCUGGUGCACAAGGUCGCGGAGGCACGGCAUGCCACUGACACCGCCACGGACGCCAUGCUCAACGCCUUGAGGCGUGGGGUGGAAGAGCUCAACGUGAGGUGUGGCACCAGCCAAGAGGGUGAGGAGAGCUUGGCGGGCAGCCUUGCCUCGCAGCAGAAGUCCUUGAAGCAGUUGCAACAGCAGGUGAAGCAGAUGGAGGCUUCAGCCAGGGAGCAGGAGCUGGAGCAGUCCGUGCGACAGCUGCAGGGCCAGCUGCAGGCUCUGCAGGAGGAGAAGCGCCAGGUGGCAGAGGCUCUGGGCGCCAUGGCGCAGCAGCAGCAGGUCCUGGAGCAAAUGCAGACGCAGCUGCUGGCCGGCGGGGAACUCAUAGCGUCGUUUGCAGAGUCGGUUGCCACGGCCGAAGUUGAUGGCUGGUUGAGAGAUGCGUGUUUGGUGCAGUUUGGCUGCAGCUUUUCCCCGUUACACCGCCUGCACACGCUCUUUGCUUCUAUCGCGAUGGGCAACGCGUGCACGUCCGUCCAGACCGAGAUGAGCCUCCCGGUCCAGGCAGGCCUCCUGGCGCAAAAACGGGCAGGCAGUCCAUCAGUGGCCAUCAUUUACUACUCUACCUACGGCCACAUCAGGGCGCUGGCUGAGCAGAUCAAGACAGGCGUUGAAUCCACUGGUGUGAAUGUAGACCUGUUCCAGGUCCCCGAAACACUUUCACCAGAGGUCCUGAAGGCAAUGUCUGCUCCGGAGAAGCCAGCGGACGUGAUGCUGUUGGAUCGAAGUUUCUUACAGCAACUCCCUGAGUAUGACGGCCUGAUGUUUGGCAUGCCCACGCGCUUCGGCAUGAUGCCGGCGCAGAUGAAGGCCUUCUUUGAUGGGACUGGCUCGCUUUGGCAGUCAGGUGGGCUGGUGGGUAAGUUGGCCGGCACCUUUGUGAGCACUGGCACCCAGCAGGGUGGACAGGAGACUACGCACUUCACCACCCUCACUCAGCUGGUACAUCAUGGUAUGGCCUACGUGCCGCUGGGAUACCAGGCGGGCACGGAUGGUCAGUUUGACCUGUCCGAGAUCCACGGCGCAUCGCCCUGGGGCGCCUCGACCUUGGCCGGAGCUGAUGGCAGCAGGCAGCCCAGCCAGUUGGAGCUCAAGGUGGCGGGCAAACACGGCGAGGUCUUCGGCAAUGCCGUGAAGCGCUCGGUGGCGCCGGCUUCCAGCCGCAAGUUCAAGGUGGCGGUGGUCUACUACAGCAUGUAUGGGCAUGUGAAGAAGCUUGCUGAUGAACUGGCCGCCGCCAUGAAAGAAGAAGGACUGACCGUGGACCUGUUCCAGGCGCCCGAACUUCUGGCAGCGGACGUGCUGAAGAAGAUGGGAGCACCAGCAAAGCCGCAGGACGAAGUCAUGGACCAUGUGAAGGUGGCCAAGUUGGCGGACUACGAUGGCCUGGUCUUCGGUAUUCCUACACGCUUUGGCUCUGCAGCAGCGCAAAUGAAGGCCCUGUUCGACAGCACGGGCUCUCUGUGGCAAUCCGGCGCUUUGGCAGGGAAGCUUUGCGCCACUUUUACCAGCACCGGCACCCUCAAUGGUGGACAGGAGAGCACGCACAUGACGACCAUCACUAACAUGGUGCACCAUGGCAUGAUCUACGUUCCAUUGGGUUACCAAGCAGGCGCUGAUGCCUUCGACAUGACCGAGCUCCAUGGCGGCUCCCCCUGGGGUGCAAGCACUUUUGCAGGUCCUGAUGGCAGCCGGCAGCCCAGCGCGAUCGAGUUGAGGAUUGCCAAGAAGCAGGGCAAGGUCUUUGCCGCGAAGGCUCGGCUGGAGGAGCUGGAGCGCUCGGUGAGUGCGCUGCAGGGCCAGCAGCAGGAGCUCAAGGCCUCUGUGCAGGACGUGCUGAAGAUGUACCAGGCUUGCCCAGAGCAUGUGGGAUCCAUGGACAAAGUGGCCGUGGCCGCCAUGCUGCAGCCCGUCCAGCAGCGUCAGCAACAGCAGGAGAGGGAGCUACAAGAGCUGAGAGCCCAGGGCACCCCAGGCGGCUGCCAGGAGGUCAGCACUGUCCGCAAAGAGGUGGCCACCGUUGCGGAUGCCCUGAGCAUGCUUUGUACGAAGGUCGAAGAGCUUGCCGGCACAAACUCCAAUGACCGCCUCAGCUGUGAACUAGGCACCGUGGCAAAGGCUGUGGCGGGCCUCACUGAGCGGCUGGAGCUGCUGGAGGGAAGGUCCACGGAGGCCCUGCCCACGCCCACCAACUCCUCCUCCACCACCCGGGAGCGGCCUUUGACUUUGGAGCGCCCAGAGCGGCGCUCCGCACCCAGCCCCCGGCGGUGGCUGCAGGAGCCCCUCUCGGUGUCAGUGGGCCGGAGAUCUGAGGUGCCUGGCAUUCUGAGCAACAAUGACUUGCUGUCACGCUCUUCACACACUGCGCGAUGA